Molecule: messenger RNA, 2679 nt
Organism: Oryzias latipes (Japanese medaka)
Lineage: Eukaryota; Metazoa; Chordata; Actinopteri; Beloniformes; Adrianichthyidae
Gene: zbtb22a
Product: zinc finger and BTB domain containing 22a
Biological process (GO): regulation of transcription by RNA polymerase II
Molecular function (GO): RNA polymerase II cis-regulatory region sequence-specific DNA binding; DNA-binding transcription factor activity, RNA polymerase II-specific; protein binding
Source: RefSeq, a predicted model, not a curated record
GACGUUUCACUUCCGAGGUUCAGGAGAUGAAACAUUAGCAUCGACUAGCUUGUCCGCUUCUACCCAAAGCAGCGGGGACGGUUUUUCCGCCGCGAGCCCAGCAGCCCGCUUUCUGCGCCGUGCCGUUCGGCGGAAAAGCUAGAAGAUAUCAGAGAUGUUUGCUUCAGCUUUUGGUACUCCUGCCUGCAGCUCUGGAGCAUGGAUUCGGCCUGCUGCGACUCCACGGUUCAGGUGUGUUUCCCAGGGGCCCGCGCUGCUGUCCUGGACAACCUGAACCGUCAGCGGGAGGAGGGCCAGCUCUGCGACCUCUCCAUCCAGGUUCAGGGGCAGGUAUUCAGGGCCCACCGCUGCGUGCUUGCUGCCUCCUCGCCGUACUUCCACGAUCAGGCCCUGCUGAAGAACGUCACCACGGUCUCCCUUCCCUCAGUUCUGGACCCAGUAGCCUUUGAGAGCGUCCUCACUUCUGCCUACACAGGCCAGCUGAGCAUUGUACACGACGACAUUGUCCACUAUGUGACCGUAGCCAGCUUCCUUCAGAUGUGGCACAUUGUGGACAAAUGCACAGAGAUGCUGAAGGGGCCCCGCCCCUCUGGGGACGGGGGAUCUGCGGCUCAGCCUGCAUCUCGGCAGCAAUCGCCCAGCAGCACAGAGAGCCUGUAUGUGGAGAGGGAGGGCCGCCGCAGGGACAGGAGGCCUGACGCUCUUCCCCCUUUAGCCACCUGGAGGCGACCCCAGCAGCUGGCACGGUGGGCCCGGCCGCGGGCCUCGUCAGCCCAGCACAUGGCAGACUCCCAGCUGGACGGACCCCCAGGUUAUGCGGAGAGCGUCUUCAGCAGCUGUGAGGAGGCACUGGCCUCAAACCACACCGUGGGGCCUAACACCAAUAGCAGACUAUCUGGAGGGGGCGCAGUUGAGGCUUCAAAACUGAAAGGAAGGUGUCAUCCAAGGGGGGGGCAGCUGACCACAGAGCGACUGCCUGAGAAGGAGGGCGAAGAGUCACAGAAUGGAAGGAAGAGCGAAAGAACGGAGACUGAGGCCGAUGAAGGAGUUGGGGAGGACGGCGAGGCGAGGAGGGAGGCUUUAAGUCACUGCGAAGUCCAUGCAGUUUGCAGAGGACAAGAGGAGGUGGGACACACUACAGGGAGGCACAGAGACCAUCUGAGGACCAACCCCCCCUCUGACCAUGGUGGUGUUCACUGCUCUGGGGCAGGUGAAGAAGCCACGGGUCCAGAGGCUCCAGUUUCUGCCAGACUCCAGUGGCAGAUGGAGACCUGGUCUGAGCAGGACCCACGGCAGGAGGGGGGGAGCAGGAGCUGCUGCAAAGACGAGAAUGACGAGGAGGAGGACUUUGAGGGCCUCACUAGUGGGGGGAACAGCAGAGACGCAUACAAUGACAUUACCCAUAGGGCUUUGCUGCCUGUGUCCCCCGACUUCAGCUCAAAGGCGACCUGGCCAUCCGGUGGGGAGGGGCAGAGUGGCUCUGUGACUCCCACAUCCAGUCAGCAGCAAUCCACAUCAUCUGCAGGAUUCCCACCCCCUCCUUCACCCCCGACUCCAUCCUCCUCCUCCUCUAUGUCCCUGGCCUCCCCCACCUACUCCGGAAAAGUGCACUUCUGCCACUGCGGCAAGGCCUACACCCUGAAAAGCAUGCGGGACCGCCACGUGAAGAUGCAGCACCUCAACCUGCGCCCCUUUGGCUGUCCCGUCUGCUCAAAGUCCUUCAAGAUGAAGCACCACCUGACCAAGCACCUGAAGACCCAUGGGGGGGUGCAGCCGUAUGAGUGCACCCUGUGCGGGAAGAAGGUCGUGUGGAGGGAUAGCUUCCUGAGACACCAGGCCCGCUGUGGGGGGCUCCCUCCCGACCGGGGCUCCGACACGGACAACAGCUACACCUGCGGGUUCAGUGAGGGAGGGGCUUUUCUCCCAACAGGACAUGUAAAGGUGGAGGAGACAGACUUUCACAGGGAAGUGGAGGAGGGGAUGGGGCAGCUGCUAGACAACAUGUCUGGGAUUGUGAACGAGCUGAGCGUACCCCCUGAGAGCGUGGACUCUAAUGUUCUAAAGGAAGAGGUCACAGAGGACUUCAGUGGGAGCUAAGCUUUUGGGGGUUGGGAGGUUGAGGGGGUCCUGAAGCUCCUUUGAAGCCUGAAGGUCCACAUUGCACUAGUUUGACCUCGCUGCUCCAUAGCUCCAAGCUGCAGGAAGUCAGGCCAAGAAUGACAGGAGUCAUAUGGAAUUUCAAAAUAAAAGUCCCUGAGUGGAAACGAUGUUCAAGAAAAACAAAUGGUUGUGGUAGUUUUAAACAUCUGCAUGUUGUCCUCAAACAUUGUCAUGAACUCCAUCUGAAGAUUUGCACACGCUGUAUACAAGUUUUUGUUCAGGCGUGCAUGAGUUUGUGUGAAUGUGUGUUGCAGCAUUUUCUCCUGUGGAAUCAAUAUAAACAAAUUAAAUUUUUUUCACUUAAAAAUUAAAAAGAAAAAGCAAUUUUUAACUCAUCUCGGUAUUUUUCUCUCAGCUCAAUUGGGUGUUUUGUUCUGAAUGUUUGUCAAUCCUCUUCAGGCUCCUUUUACAGCCAAACCCCACAUGGUCUGUGAUCUUGUGUUUCCAUCCUGCAGCAGUCCCUGGAGUUGUUUUUCUUUGCACUGGAGUCUUUGAAUAAAAGUUUACACAAAUGAAUAA